Messenger RNA from Mustela lutreola (European mink), 4147 nucleotides. RefSeq names its product centrosomal protein 68 (gene CEP68). The record is from RefSeq and is a predicted model, not a curated record. The transcript has 7 exons. Bases 199 to 2487 code for a protein of 762 amino acids. NCBI's taxonomy places the organism in Eukaryota, Metazoa, Chordata, Mammalia, Carnivora, Mustelidae.
CCCUAGGGGCGUGCCUGGCGCUCGGUCCCGCCCCCGGCGUAGCGGGCUCGGGCGUGAGGGCCGCGGUCUUCACCUGGGACCCCCGUGUCGGGGCCGCCGCGUCGGUGUGCUGUGGUCGCAGGCCUGGUCGGGGCCUUCAGAGGGCUUGAGGCGAGAGAGCUGAAGGCUUCAGGGGAACUCUGACCUAGGGACAUCUCGAUGGCCUUGGGAGAAGAAAAGGCAGAGGUGGAAGCAUCCGUGGACACAAAGACCCCAUCUUAUGGGCAGUGGAGCUGCAGGGAGCAGGAGGUGGACAUCGUGGGGCUCGUGAGCAGGGAGCAGGAGCCACCACUGUGCCUGGAAGCUGAGGCAAGGACUGCCUCCCCUGUAUGGGGAACAGAGGGGCUGUCUGCCCCUCCCUGCUGUGAUGGGGCUGACCCUAGUCCCUCUGCAUCCUGCCAGCCACAGGCCAACGCCAGCAGCAGGGAGCCAGUGGCUGGUAGAGCUCAGCUUGCUCUUGGUUGCCUGCCUCCUCCUGCUGGCGCGGGGACUAGAGACCUUUUGCACUCUGUGGGAAGCCAGAUGGAGGAGACCAGGCUUUCUGCCUCAGAGGAUCUACCUCAGGCUCUCAGUGUUCCCAGAGCUACAGGCCUUUGCUCAGGACACGAUGCCGAUAGCGAAGAUGACUCAUCCCCGGUUGAGUCGCCGCGAGCGCUAGACCUCAGCCAGCAGCCCCACUACUCAGGUUUCCCUUUCCCACCAAGGUGGAGGCCGCUGGCAAGCCAAGCUGCCCCUGCUCCUCAGUUCUCCAGCUGCAGCGUCUCUGCCUCCUCCCUCGGUAGUCUCCAGGGUCACCGAGAGAAGGCAGAGCCUCUAGGUUGCUCCAUUGCCAAGGUCUCCUCCUCUCUGCAGCUGGUCGUCCCCCCGCUGACCCCCUCUGUGGUGGGGCCGGGGCUCCAGUGGUCACCACAGCCCCCAUCUUCUGGGGUUGAUGCUCCGGGGCUGGGCAGGAGGCGCCUCUCCUUCCAGGCCGAGUACUGGGCCUGUGUGCUGCCAGACUCCCUGCCUCCUUCCCCCGACCGCCACUCCCCGCUCUGGAACCCGAAUAAAGAGUAUGAAGAUCUGCUGGACUAUACAUACCCGCUUAGGCCCAAGCCUCAGCACCCAAAGCACCUUGACAGCCACACGCUGGCUGACCCUGUCCUGCAGGACUCAGGUGUAGACCUGGAUAGCUUUUCUGUUUCCCCAGCAAGUACCCUGAAGUCCCCCACUAAUGGCUCCCAGAAUUGCCCAUCAGCAGAGGCUUUCCUGCCAUUCUCUAGGCCCAGAGAGCCAAGCCUUAUGCGGUCGCCCUCUGGAGUACCCCAGAAGCAGGGCAGCCUGGGACUGGCAUCUUGUAACCAACUCGCAUCUACGCCCAGAGCUCCAGGCCGUAGGGACACUCCUUGGGAGAGCAGAGAGCCAGCCCUGAGGGGUGUGAAGGACUGGCUCCCCGUGGGCAGGCACCUUGAGGUGGGAUCUCCCCAGCUGAAGACAUGGGACAGAGGGUGGUCCUUGCCUAGGACGGAGAGAGAGAAGGGGGCCAGCCGUGGUGCCUGGCACCCUGCCUGCACAGAGUCCAGAUGGAAAUCAGAAGAGGAGUUAGAAAGUGAUGACGAGUAUCUUGCCCUGCCCACUCGGCUGACGCAGGUUUCUAGUUUGAUUUCACAUCUAGGUUCCAUUCCUACCUUGGUGACCCUGCCCACCGGGGCUGCCAAAGGGCAGACCUCCCUGGAUCCGUCAGACAGUGAUAGGCCAGCUUCUCUCCCAUCAGACUCGAGCCAAAGCCAGCUUCCUUCGGGGACUGUCUUCAGAGGGCCCAGGGGCCCCGAGGGCCAGAACAACUGUUUGCUGCACUCCUUCGUCCAGGCAAGGGGCCCUGGAGGGGACGGCAGUCUGGGGAGCAGCCAGGCGCUGGGGGUCUCCGGACUGCUGAGAGCACACUCUUCCUUGCCAGCUGUGUGGGACCAGUGCGCGUGCUUGGACCCAGAUGCUACAGGGCAGCCUCUCGGGAAGGGAGAGCAGGGAAAAGAAUCGCUCAUGCAGUGUGUGAAGACAUUCUGCUGUCAGCUGGAAGAGCUGAUCCGCUGGCUGUAUAACGUAGCGGAUGUUACCGACCACUUGAUUUCAUCUAAGCCCAAUCUUACAGGUCUCAAGUCUUCUCUGCAGCUUUACCGGCAAUUCAAGAAAGAUAUAGAUGAACACCAGUCCCUGACAGAGAGUGUCUUACAGAAGGGGGAGAUUCUUCUUCAGUGCCUGUUGGAUAACACCCCAGUGUUAAAGGAUGUCCUCGGGAGGAUCUCGAAGCAGCCCAGUGAGCUGGAGAGCCACGCAGAUCGCCUGUAUGAUGCUAUCUUAGCUUCUCUGGACAUGCUAGCUGGCUGCACCCUUAUUCCUGACAACACGCCAGUGGCACCCAAGAGCACGGGUGUAAAGGGGAUGAGCCUGGCAUCUCAAGCAGAUAUGUAACCUGUCGACUAAAAUCUGGCGGUGGGAAACUUUCAGGAAGCCCUUGUAAGAGCCAUUUAACACUGAAAUCAAGGGGUAAACUUAACUGUAAUGUACUAGCUUUAAAAUACCUUUCUAGUCCCUGAAGUGUAAAGGCUGUUGAGUUACUUUUCUUUAUUUAAAAUGAAUCCUUCCAAACUGAGGUUUUCCUUUUGGUGCUUCUCUAUAAAAGCUUGUAGUUUUGCAGUUUUUGAUCAGACAAGGCUGAUAAAGCUUAUUUACAGGUCUUUCACUGCUCCACCCCGCCCCAAUCCAUUUAAAAAGACCAGAGCUCUUAAAAUAGUCCCUGCUGAGAGCCUUUGAAGAAGGUUCACAGGAGAGAGAAGGUACCAAAUACUUGGUAUUCUCCGGUAUACCAGAAGACCGAAGAAACUUGGGGGGUAGGGGAUGGGGAAGAAUCAUUGGCCAAGAACUUGGGGUCUUUUUAUAAAAUUAACUUAGGUUUAUAAAUCCCUCUUCAAAGUUUUAGAAGAGACUUUAAAUCUCCAAAUUAAUAGUUCUAAACGAAUUAUUUUUGGCUGUUAGGACAUCUUGGGGGUUAUCUUUGGGGUUCAGUAGGGCUCCAUCUGCCUGCCUAACUAAUGUCAGGGACUUAGGGAACUGUCACUAAGCUUCUGCAGGACUGUGGCCUGAUUAUCCACACCUUAAAACAUUUAAUACAAAAUUACCUCUAGAGCGACACCACCGUGUAUUCCUACUCUCCCUUAGAAGAGUAGUACAAGAUCAGGGAGAAGGGCAUAGAUAGGGUCAUGCAGCCUGGUUAACUACAGAAACUAAGGCUGUAGGUAGUGAAGGAAAAAAGGGAAAUUCUUCAUGGCUUGGGAGUGACAUGUACCUUGAUAAGAAAAAAUAUAUAACCAUCAGUUCUGUAGCUUUCUAAAGCAAAAUGUUAAGACUUCAGAAAAGGAUUCUUCACACUUUAUCUUUUGUCAGACUCCUUCCAGAUUCUCAUUUGAGGAGGGUUCAUUCUUAAGGAAGAUCUCCUGUUUAUAAAGAAAAAUGAACAAGUCAUCUUGAACCUAAAGAAGGUGACUUUGGAACCGUUAUUCUCAUGAGCAGACGUCCCCUUAGAACAAAACGUUUAAUACAAAAUUACCUUCUUUAAAAGUUUAGGACUUUAGUUUUGAGGCCAUGUAUGUAAUCCUACCACCAUCUCAUCUACUUCCAUAUGAAUUUCAAGUCCUAUUAUUAAAUGUGACUUCUGCUUUAAAAUCUGACUUUAUCGUCACUGGGAAAAGUUGCUGUUAAAUUCUAAUAUUUAAAAAUUAACUACAAAAGUAAACUACAUAAAAUGCACUAUUUCAAGUGCCUACUGCUAUGGUAUGAUUUACCAAUGAGCAAGGGCAUGGAGCAAGGACAUGAUCAGAAUUCAACUAUGUGUUUUGAUUCUGCCACCUCCAUAUUAAUCUUGGUUCCAUUGUGAGAUUUAAAAAGGACAAAACAAAACACCUCCAGAGCAAAUAAUUACAUGCAUAAAAUAUUCUUAAAAACCUACAAAUGCUUUAAAAAUGUAUAAUGGCCUCUGUUCUUAAAUUGAUCUAUUUCACCUUCUCUUUGAUGUGGCUAUAAAUUGGUACAUGCCUUUCUACUAUUACAGGAUAGCCCUAAGGUGUUAAACCCA